AUGACUGUUUUUGUUUUAGAUCCAAACAGUGAUGAUAUAAAUAAAGUGGAUGAGUUGAAGAAGUUUCUGAGGAAGGAGAAAACGACUGUUUCCCAUGCCAGAGGAAUACUUGUUGGAUGUGCUGAGGCUGGAAAAACAACGCUACUGAAGAGAUUAAGAGGGCAACAUCAAAAUGUCGGUGAAGUUACAGAGUCCACCAGGGGACUGGAAGUCCAUCAACAUCUGUUUAUUGUUAGAGAUAAAGUUUUAGAAGUGGCUGAUGAUGACUCACCAUUGAAGAAAUUUAUUAGGAUAAACGCUGCAGAUUUAAAACCAGACCCAAGCAGUGCAGUUGACAGCUCCAAUACAAAUGAACAUGGGGACAACCUGGAAAUGAAAAAUACUGAUAAAGACACUGAAGUUAUUCAUAGCACAGAGGAAAAGAAAGAAGAGAAAGUAGAGUUUUCUAGCCCACCAACUAAACGCAGAAAAGAAGAGAACUCAGUAGAUGUAAUGGCCAGUGCUCUCUCCUCAGAAGCUACAGCUAUGGUGAAGGAUAAAAUUUUUCAGAAAAUCUUGUCUGAUAAAGAAAAAUUCCCAACUGUUAGCAUGCUGGAUUUUGCUGGCCAGUUAGCGUAUUAUGCCUGUCACCAAAUUUACGUAACACCAAAGGCUUUCUUCAUCCUUGUGUUGGACAUGACUAAGAGGUUUGAAGAUGUUGUCGAUAAAGAGAAAGAUAAAGAUAAUCAAGAAGGAUCAAUCUUCUCUGUGUGGACAUACAAAGACUACCUGAAGUUUUGGAUAACCUCAAUCAAGACAUUUGGAGGCAAAAAGGCACCACUGUUUCUUGUUGUCACACACACAGAAACAAAAUCUACAGAUGAAAUAGACAAGUAUUUGGGGGAGUUUUGGAAUGCCGUACCAGACGAGGACAGAGAUUGGUUAAGUGAGUCUCUGAAUGAUAGAGAAUAUGCAGUAGGUCUAAAGGAACUUAAUGAUAAUACCAAGGAAAAACUAGAGUCAAUUAAAAAGUCCAUAGUGGAACUAUUCACAGAUGAGAACAAUACAAAAGUUGAAUUGCCUUCUUCAUGGGCUCUAAUGGAGCAGUUAUUGUAUGAAGGAGGCUGGAAGGUUUUGUCCCUGAGUGAAAUCUGGAAGCUCAACGCAUCUCUUCCUGAUGAAUACCAAAUCAAAAGUGACAAGGAAAUGUCCGAAUUUUUAAAAUGUUUCCAUGACAAUGGUCUUCUUUUGAAUUUUGGAGAAGCAGACUUGAGGGAACAUGUUAUACUAGAUAUUCAGUGGUUUGCUAAUGCUUUCAGCAAGAUAAUUGCUGAUGAAAAUCACAUCAAUAAAGAUUGUAAAAGGAAAUUAAUUAAAGAGUGGAAAUCCUUCAACAAAACGGGGGAACUUAAAGAUAAAGUGAUAAAUGCACUGUGGAAAGAUGAACCCUCUUACUUGAAACAUAAAAGUGAAAUUAUGCCAUACAUGGAGAAACUUCAAAUGCUGGUACCUUUGAAUGCAUAUGAGGCUGUAUCAGAAGGUGGCAUGUCAUGGUAUGUCCCGUGUAUGAACAAAAAGCAGUUUAAAGCUGACUUCCGUGAAGAUAAAUGGGAAUGCUCAUCCAUUUUGUGCUUCCGAUUCGCUUCCUUUGCCAUGUUUAUGUUCUACAGACUGGUAGCAUACUGCAUAAGUUCUCUAAGAUGGAGUGUUGCAAAAGAUGAAGAUAAUGAAGGAAGUCCAUGUCUUUAUCAAACGGCAGCAGUGUUUGAUCACAAUGAACACACGGUCGUUGUUGGCAUAUGCAAUGACGAUAUCCAGUUGCAGGUGCUGAGAAUCAAACCGUUGACUAUAGACAAAGAAAUAUCAAAUGAAAUUGGAGACUCCAUUGAUAAAGCAAUAGAAAAAUUGACGGAAACAUUCAUUGGCACAAAGAUAUUUGAAAGAGGAUACAAAUGUCAAAACAUUAUUUGUAAUGAGAAAGAUCUAUCUUUUACCGUUUCAAGUGAGCUGUCCAAAAUCAAGGCUAAUGGAAUUCAGUGCAAGUGUCAACUUCGAGAGAAACAUGUGAUAAAUGUACAGAUGACGCAGGGAUUCUGGGAAAAGUUGAUUAGAAACAUUUGUUCAAAAAUUCCUAAACCAACAAAAGUAAAAUGGGGAGAAGAGCCUGCAGCAAGAGAGGUGAGAGUGGGUGAUGAUAUCGAGAGAAUUAGGUCAAUACGAAAUAGUUUGACUGCACAUGUGAGUUCAGCCUCCACCUCUCAGACAGAAUUCCAUGAUACCUGGUCGACAAUGUCAGAUAUCUGCCAAAGACUGGAAACCUUCACUGGUAAAAAGUACUUGGAUAGUCUCAAAGGCAUUCAGAAACUGUCUCUAAAAGAGGAAGGGGAAGAUGCAAUAAAAGCUAUCAUAGAAAAGUUUGUCAAGGAUCAACACGAACAACAUGAACUGUUGAAGACAGUCGUGUCAGAUGUUCAAGAAUUAAAGUCUCAAAUGAUGACAUUAAAACGAAAUUGA
Messenger RNA from Saccostrea cuccullata (small rock oyster), 2493 nucleotides. RefSeq lists its product as uncharacterized. The record is from RefSeq and is a predicted model, not a curated record. The transcript is spliced from 5 exons. NCBI's taxonomy places the organism in Eukaryota, Metazoa, Mollusca, Bivalvia, Ostreida, Ostreidae. Bases 1 to 2493 code for a protein of 830 amino acids.